Amphibalanus amphitrite is the source of this 3121-nucleotide messenger RNA. Its product is annotated as high affinity cGMP-specific 3',5'-cyclic phosphodiesterase 9A-like. Gene Ontology annotation, biological process: cGMP catabolic process. Lineage: Eukaryota; Metazoa; Arthropoda; Thecostraca; Balanomorpha; Balanidae. Gene Ontology annotation, molecular function: 3',5'-cyclic-GMP phosphodiesterase activity. The transcript has 5 exons. The record is from RefSeq and is a predicted model, not a curated record. The annotation marks the transcript as partial.
AUGUACUCGCUGGUCUGGGCGUGUGACCUGAUGGUGCGGAUCGACCCGCUGGACGUAUUCAUCCUCCUCAUCUCCUGCAUCUGCCACGACCUGGACCACCCCGGCUACAACAACAUCUACCAGAUUAACGCCGGCACCGACCUGGCGCUGCGCUACAACGACGUAUCGCCUCUGGAGAACCACCACUGUUCUGUGGCGUUCACCAUCCUCCAGGAGCCGGCCGCCAACAUACUGGCCCGCCUGAGCCCCGCCGAGCAGCGGCGCGCGCGCGAGGGUAUCAUUCGCUGCAUCCUGGCCACCGACAUGGCCAGACACAACGAGAUCAUUGGCCAGUUCCGCGAGAUCGUCGACGAGUUCGACUUCUCCGAGCCGAUCCACGUGAACCUGCUGUCAAUGAUCCUGAUCAAGAUAGCCGACAUAUCAAACGAGGCUCGCCCGGUACCGGUGGCCGAUCCCUGGAUCGACUGUCUCCUACAAGAGUUUUACAACCAGAGCGACCGUGAAAAGGCCGAGGGUCUGCCCGUGACACCGUUCAUGGACCGCGAGAAGGUCAACAAGGCCGCCUCCCAGUGCAACUUCAUCUCGUUCGUGCUGAUGCCGCUUCUUACGGCCGCUGCCGAGCUGCUCAAGGAGCUGGAGGGUCUGGUGCUGCACCCCGCCCGCGAGGCUCUGGAGCACUACUCCCGGCUGAAUGAGCUGCCCCGCUCGGCCCGGACCAGCCUGGAGACGACGAGUGUACUGAGCGGCUCGUCCCCUACCGCACCCAUCGAGCCCGUCCCUGAGGACACAGAGACCUCUGAGGACACCCUCAACGAGGCAGAGGUCAGCGAGCGCUCGGCCAAAUUCAAGAUCGCCACCCGGAACGACUCGGUGUGCCGCCGGGUGAGCGAGGACCCUCCGACAUCCGUCUCGCUGCCCAGCUCCGGCUCCGGCGAGGGCAGUCUGCGCAUCUCGCGCUACUUCCGCUGGAUGCUGUCGCGGACGGAGGAGAAGCGGCCCUCCUGGUCGGGCCCGGAGCGCACGGCCGGCGCCGUGGUCGGCAUGAUGACGGCCGACCGGCGCCGGCCCGCCUCCAGCCCGCACGACGCGCGACUCAUCACCAACGGACGGUCCGGGGCGCGCGCCUCGCCCGUGCGCGCGCCAAAACCCGGCUACCUGCGCUCGCUGGUGCUGAAGAAGCGCGAACAAUCGGCCGGCGCGCGCGACGGCUCCAGUUAGACGCGGUGCUGGCGGCGGGCGCGCGGGUCGCGACCGGCGCUGGCUCGAGCGGUGUGCGCUUCUGUGAAGGCGGCGGAGAGUCCCAGCGGGGCAGCGGGUGGUGCGAGGCCAGUGCGAGGUACCCAGGUGUCGGGUGGUCCCGAGACGUGCGCUGCGGCGCUGCUGAGGUAGGGACGGCCCAGUUACGUUCGGUCGGCGCUGCUCCCGGUACUGUGGGCGUCGCUCGCUGUUGUGUUGGUGUUUGCCGUCUCGUCUAAUGCCAAAUCUCGCUGGGCCGAUGGGGCGGGGCCGACCGGAGGGGUAUCGCGCGGCAGACAGCCGGGAGGUGUCGAGUCUCAGUGAGACUGGGGUUGGCUGGUUCUCAGUGUUUCGUCCGGGUCAGAUUAUAAACGAGCGAUGCUCCGCUCGGGAACAGGACCGACUUGCGGCUGCCACUCCUGUCGCCAAUGCCCCAGUAUUUUUUUUUUCUCUCUCUCAAAUGUUUCGGUGCGUGUGAUGCCGCUUCGGCAGCAUAGAGGCCCGUGCAUAUCACUAUGUAGAUGUGUGUCAUUCCAUAGAUUGUGGACCAACGUCCUUUUUACUGUUAGUUGGUCAAUGUGAAGUUUCAGUGCUACUUAAAAGAGAUUUCAAGCGUAGACCUGACAAAAGUUGAAUGACUAUCAUACCACAAAUUUUGCAAUGCCCGGUGCAUCGUAGUAUUUGGUGAGACGAUGCCCAAAAUAAGCUGCCGAAGUGGCAGGCUUGUGCUUAUUUAUUAUAAUUUAUUUUUAAAACCCUUUCGAUUUACGUUGUCGUGGUUCAUAUGCGGCCUAUGCAAUGCUCAGUUGUUCUCUGUCUUCUGGUAACAAGUCUGACCAUGUCUGACAUAACAUGCGACACUAUCUUAUCGGCACAACAAAAGUCAAACACUAUAGCUCCUAUCCCUCAGACCUAAAUAGCCUACAUGUCCCUAUACAUAUAAUAUUCAUAUCAGGUCAUAUAUGUCAUGUGUUGAGCUGUGGUGAAAGGAAGAGCUCUUAAGAGCAGAGCGAGAUGGGACAAGUAGGAUUGUUGAUAUUGUGUCAGGUAAGUCAGCUGUAUCUGUUAAAGAAACGAAUGACCUUGCGGUAGCCAUUUUCGCAGGGGAGCUGUGCGCUUUGUGCAGCGAAGUGCACAGUUACCGAUGUGUUAUCAUACCAUAGGCUAUGCUGUUAAAGAGCAGUAUGGUGCAUGUGUCUGAGAGUUGUAUAUCGAGAAUAUCGACGGCUGCUGGGCGGCCCCAGUCACAGUUUGUGCGCUGUGCGAUAGUUCCGAGGAAGGGGCGUGUGUAUGGCACGGCUACCGGCGCUGGUUUUGUACGCCCUGUUUUCGUUGAUUCGUCUGUUUGUUUCGCCUCUGCAGUGCAGUACUGUGGUGUGUGUGCCCGGGUGACCUGUGCCCCGUUCAGUGAUGUUAUUCGGGCGGCGCUCGGGCACAGCUCGGCGGCUGUCCUGGCGCCGCGGCGAGCUCGCUGUUAGGUCCGGCGUGGUUCUCGUGCGAGGGGAGCGGUCGGCUGACAGGUUCAGUUGCGACUUACCAAUGAGACAUAGUCACGGGCUACGGUACUCGGGGCGGAACUCGCGCAGCGCCUGACACCCGCCCGCGGGCCAGCGCGAGAGCGUUAUAUUCCGUCUGUGUGCGUGAGUGAGUGUGUGCAGGCGCUCUCGCUGGUUCAUGUGCCAAUGUUGUGUUCACCGGUCGCGGUGGGCGAGACUUCCAGUAUUAGCUGAAUGUGCGACGUCGCCGCGCUCGACAGACAAAGCCCGGACGUCGCGCUUCACUCGGGUAUUGCUGCCGCCGUUUGAUACUGACAAUGGUUGAUCAAAAGCUACGCUUCGCAUUGAUGUUGAUAGUUGAUACAGUUGUUUGUAACUCUGGUCCGCAU